This is a messenger RNA of Aureobasidium melanogenum CBS 110374, 1068 nucleotides long. RefSeq lists its product as uncharacterized. The record is from RefSeq and is a predicted model, not a curated record. The transcript has a single exon. The coding region runs from base 1 to 1068 and encodes 355 amino acids. Lineage: Eukaryota; Fungi; Ascomycota; Dothideomycetes; Dothideales; Saccotheciaceae.
AUGGUCCUCCACCUGCUGGGCAAAAAGUCCUGGAACGUCUAUAACAAAGAUAAUAUCGACCGCGUGCGCCGAGAUGAAGCAGCCGCUCAAGCCAGAGAGGAAGAGGCCGAGCGUCGAAUGGACCAAGAGGAUGCUGCUCGACGCAUAGCCAUCUUACGAAAUGAAGUUCCACCACCACUGACAGCGCCAUCGCCUCCACCGGGGGAAAGUGCUGCUGCUCGUCCGUCUCGAUAUGUUGAUGACGGUCGAGAUCGCAAACGAAGACGUCUGAGGGGCGAGGAUGAUACCGAUAGGGACAUGCGUCUUGCCAGAGAAGAAGCCGCUAUCGGGGAAGCUGCUCGUGAAAGUUUUAGCCAGAACCAAGGAAGAAGGCGUGAGGACGAUGUGGCCUUGACUGAUCACGCUGGUCAUAUCCAACUCUUCACGCCACCCAAUGAGCGCACUCUGCUAGCUAUCUCUCGCAACGCUGAGGCAGAAGCUGAGAAGGCGAACAAGGCACGUGAGUAUGAAGAUCAGUACACCAUGCGGUUCUCCAAUGCAAGUGAGUACAAGCAGUCGGCAUCUUCGGCACCAUGGUAUGCUUCAUCAAGCAAUCAAGGUUCCAUGGUUCAGGAACCGAGUAAGGAUGUUUGGGGGAACGAGGAUCCGGGUCGUAGGGGAAGGGAGCAAACAAGAUUGACUUCGAAUGAUCCAAUGGCAUUCAUGCAAAAAGCACAGACACAGCUCAAGCAAGCCGAGACAGACAGAGAGAAGUGGAAGAUGCAGAAGGAACGAGAACUGAUAGAGUUGGACCAAGCUGAGAAAGAAGAAAGACGGAGGAGGAGAGAGCGUCGACACAGACGCGGUCACAGAGAGAGAAGCCAAAGCAUGGGCAGUCUUGACGGCUUCUCACUUGAUGAUCAUAACAGAAAGGAAGGAAGAGGCAGCCCCCGCAACAAGAGGAACUUGAACAGGCGGCAUAGAAGCCGAAGUCGAGAUAGAGUCAACAGGCAUGGUUCUUCGCAACGCGAGUCACGCCAAUCACAUCAUCGGCGAUCAAGGAGUCCUAUCAGGCGAAGAAUAGUCUGA